AUGUCUCGCCGAAAAUCCAAUAAAGGCAAAGCUGAUUUAAUACAACAUUUGUCUUCGUCUAAACAUUCAAAAAAUAUUCAAUCAACUAGCGGUUCAAAAUCUGUGAAUACGUUUUUUGUAACACAGAAUACAAAAAUCGAAGAAAAAAUAUUAGCAGUUGAAGCCACACUUGCCUUUCAUACGGUAGCAUCUAAAAUAUCUUCUGCUAGAACUAAAACUGAAGCUAUUGUUAAUAAUGUCUUAGCCCCACAUUCAUUAAAAGAAGUUUUAAAAAUCAUUAAUGAUAACAAUAUUUCAUUUAUUGGAGUUUGUACAGAUGGGUCUAACCAUGGUGCUUCAUUACCAAAUGAAACUAGUGAAACAAUCUGUAAUUUAUUGAUAGAGACUUUAGAAAACAUGAAUUUACUUUCGAAGUGUAUAGCCUUUUCUGGAGAUAAUUGUAACACCAAUUUCGGUGGUGUAGAAAGACGAGGAACAAAUAAUGUUUUUUAUCGUCUCCAACAGUAUAUUAAAAAACCAAUUAUUGGAAUCGGAUGCCCUGCUCAUAUUCUAAAUAACUGUGUUCAGCAUGCAAUUGAUGGCUUACCGAUAGAUAUAGAGUCUAUUAUAUUAAAAAUAUAUAAUUAUUUUUCAAUUUAUACAGUACGUACAGAAGCAUUAAAAGAAUUUUGUAUUUUUGUCGAUGUUGAGUACAAAAAACUUUUAUUUCAUUCAAAAACAAGAUGGUUAUCAUUAUUUCCGGCUAUUAAUAGAUUGUUACAAAUAUAUCCAACACUUCAGUCAUAUUUUUUGUCACAAAAUCAAAUACCGAUUGCAAUUAAAUCAUUUUUUGAAAAUCCAUUAAAUGAAAGUUAUUUAUGGUUUAUUCAUUCACUAAUGUAUGUAUUUCAUUCAAAAAUUGAAAUAAUGGAAAAAGAGAAUAAUUCGAUUUGGGAGAUUUCGUCAAUUUUGUUGUCUGUAGAAAAUGCUUUACACGAACGAAAACAACAAGAAUUUUUACCCUUAAAAAAGUGA
Molecule: messenger RNA, 1014 nt
Organism: Rhopalosiphum maidis (corn leaf aphid)
Lineage: Eukaryota; Metazoa; Arthropoda; Insecta; Hemiptera; Aphididae
Exons: 5
Coding region: 1-1014 (337 amino acids)
Source: RefSeq, a predicted model, not a curated record